Effrenium voratum is the source of this 2376-nucleotide messenger RNA. The record is from the annotation of a GenBank genome assembly. Lineage: Eukaryota; Dinophyceae; Suessiales; Symbiodiniaceae.
ACGCUGCGUCCUCGAGACCCAACUCGCGUUGCAAAGCUUCCCGCUGAUCGCCAUGGAUGCUUGAGAGCUCGAAGCGAGGCGAUGAACGAGGCGGAAGCAGUGGUGGUCGGCGUGCGUGUGCGGCCCUUUCAGGACAGAGAAAUUCAGAACAAUGCAUCCCUCUGCAUCAGCAUGAGCCAGAAGUCCACCUCCAUCUUUGAUAGUUCGGGGAAAGACACCAUGUUCACCUUUGAUGAAUCUUUCUGGAGCCACGAUGGCUAUGAGGAGGACCGGACUGGAUACUUGAGGCCGAAGCCUGGUAGUCGCUACGCUGACCAGAAGUAUGUCUUUGACACCUUCGGCAAGCGGGUGCUGGACAAUGCCUGGGGAGGCUACCACUGCUGUCUCUUCGCCUAUGGUCAGACAGGCAGCGGGAAGAGCUACUCCAUGGUGGGCCAGGGCUCCAACAAAGGCAUCGUGCCCAUCAGCUGCGAGGAGAUCUUCCGGCGCAUCGCCGACGACGAGGCGGCCUCCCACUCCUACGAGGUCAUGGUCUCUGCCAUUGAGAUCUACAACGAAGCCGUUCAGGACCUCCUGAUUCCUGUGGAGAGCCGGCCACGGAAAGGCUUCGAGAUCCGUGAAUCCAAGAUUCUAGGUGUUUACAUCGAUGGCAUCACGAAGAGGCCAGUGGACUCAUACAAGACCAUCCACAACACCAUCGAGGAGGCGACGACUCACCGGACGGUGGGCUCCACCCUCAUGAACGCCACCUCCAGUCGGGCACAUACGGUGCUGAUCAUUGAGUUCAAGACGGUGAUGGCUGGUUCAACCCGCGUCUCCAUGAUCAACCUCGUCGAUUUGGCCGGCAGUGAGAAGGUGAAACAGACAGGGGCGGAAGGCGAGCGAAUGAAGGAGGGUGCGAUGAUCAACAAGUCUCUGAGUACCUUGGGCAACGUCAUAGAGAAGCUGGCGGAGAAGUCGACAAACCCGAAGAAGGCUGUGCUCGUGCCGUACCGGGAGUCGAAGCUGACCCGUCUGCUGCAAAACGCGCUAGGGGGCUCCAGCAAGACCAUCAUGAUCUGCGCCUUGUCCCCGGCCUCCUCCAACUACGAGGAGACGAUGUCCACACUGCGCUAUGCUGACAGAGCCAAGAAGAUCAAGAACAAGGCGGUGGUUAAUGAGAACCCACAGGAGAAGCUGAUGAGGGAGCUGAUGGAGGAGAACCAAAAGCUGAAGGAGAUGAUCUCCGGCCUGGGCGCGGGCCGGACCUUCGACGCCCGGACCUUUGAGGACCUCGGCCGGAAGCAGCGGGAAAUCGCGGAGGCCGAGGCUGCCUUAAAGGACAUGCAGAAGACCUUCCAAGAGCGGCUUCAAGAGGACCGGCAGCGGCAAGAGGAACAGGGGCGCCGACGAGGCACCGUGGUGAACCCCAUGGUGCCGAUGAUCGUGAACCUGAAUCAGGAUCCCCAACUGCAGGGUCGGGUGAAGCACUACUUCAUGGAGGGCAAGACUGUGAUUGGCUGCGGCAGGCACCAGGAGGAUGACUCCGACUCAGAAUCCGGCAGCGACAAGUCAGAGAGCACCAGCGAGGAGAGUGAGGAGGAGCUGGAACCCGACAUCACACUGCUAGGAUUUGGCAUCAAGAGGGAGCACGCUAUCGUGGUCAAUGAUGGCGGGCGUUGCAUCCUCCGCGCUCUGAACGAGGAUGCCGCGAAGGCCACCUGCCUCAAUGGCACGCCGCUGGAUCGGCUGUUGGACAUGGAGCCCAGCAAAUGCCUUCAAGAGCAGAUCGAGGGAGGCUUCUUGCUGACGCACAGCGAUCGCCUCAUCUUUGGGCCCUGCUACUUUGUCUUCGUGGAUCCGAACACUGGCACCGCAGAGGCCCUCAUCGCUUCUGGAGAGGUGGACUUCACAAUGGCCCAGAUGGAAGAGAACCGGGCGAAGAGGUCUGCUACGGAGAAGCGUCUGCGCAAGAGCCUCUACUCUCCCAGCAUGAUCCUGCCAGGAUUAGAAGGUGAAGACCAGCUGCAGGAGAUGGCCAAGGAGCUGGGCGAGGCCAGGAGAAGGCUUGAGCUCAAGGACCAGCUGCUGGUGGCCAAGGACCAGGAGCUGGAGGAGCUGCGCCGGCAGCUGGCCGUGCUGCAGGGUAAUCCAGAGGACCAGGAGCUCCUCUACGGGCGCCAUGAGAAGGUGUCCAUGGUCAUCGACAGCACCUUCGAGGAGGCCCUGGCGCAACUCACUGCGCUGGAGGCGAUGUUCUCCUCCCGAGCACGGACAUCGAGCUCCCAGGCGAAAGCGGGCGCGGCGCUGGCAUAGCAGGCUGAAGGACCACGGCAUGACUUCCGGUUGAGUUUAUCCGAGUCAAAGUUGUGAACGGCCUCAUCCAUGCAUCCACCC